Molecule: messenger RNA, 1374 nt
Organism: Histoplasma mississippiense
Lineage: Eukaryota; Fungi; Ascomycota; Eurotiomycetes; Onygenales; Ajellomycetaceae
Exons: 3
Coding region: 1-1374 (457 amino acids)
Source: RefSeq, a predicted model, not a curated record
AUGGCUCCCAAAAGACAACGUCGCAAGCCCAGUGACCCCGCAGUUCCGGACAUUUCAAAUGACGCUGCAGAGAGGAAACGGGUUUUGAAUGUUCUCGCACAGCGUCGUUACACUACACUGGAAGCUAAGUUACACGAGAAUGGCCAAGGACGCACACCAACGGCUGUUGAUCCUCUUUCAACUGAAAGCACUCCUGAAAACCCGUCAGGAUACGACAUCCUGCCACUAUCAGAAGCAAUGGAGGCCAAUACGACGGACGAACCCCCCGCGUCACCGGGAACCAUAUAUCGAGUUCAGGAGGCACUCCUGGACUCGCUGGAGGCCAUAGAUUCUUCCAGCUCUGGAUCCAGCUUCUUCGAGCAAUCUGAACUUCCGGGUUUUGCUCCAGAAUUAAUGAUGAACAACUCAUCGCCGCCUUCCUUAUCCUCAUCCUCGUCGGUAGUAGCCAUGGCGUCGCAUUCAUGCUUCGAAACUCUCUUGUCACUUGCUCCGUCCUCUCCUGAACCUGAGGCAUUCCCUUAUCAAUUCCUUCAAAAUCCAUUUAGUAUACAAGACUUCGCGCCAAGCGAUCUCUCCGCAACCCUCCAAUCCCACCAAACUACAACAUUCACCUUCCCAGACGACCACACCAUCGAAAUACCAACCUUAUCCCUUCUCCGAGGCAUGCUCGCUAUAGCUGAGCGACUGCGACUCAAGGAUGUAAUUUUGGAGGUGGACGCUGUCAGUCCAUUCUACACAGGCCCAGCGGGACUCAAAUCUCCGUCCUCUAGCUCCGCUUCCCCGUCUUCCAUUCCCUCCUCGUCAUUUUCUCCUGCUCCUCCCUCUUCUUCUCCUUCUGCCAGGGCAUCAUUAGAAGAGCUACCUACCCAUCUCCAGCCAACCGCCACCCAGCGCUUAAUCCCACAUCAUCCAAUUUUCGACCUCUUUCCCUGGCCCACCACCCGCGACAAGCUCAUCCAGGUUUUCAGUAUGCCAGCUCACCUACGACCAUCUUCCGCAUCUCAUCCCAUGGCUAUGAUGAAUCUGGUGUAUGAUAUUGAGGACCCUUCUGAGGGGAUGCGGGUGAGUGGCCGAGACCCCUUUGAGCUUGAUGUGUGGGAAGUCGGGCAGAUAGUGUUUGAGCGGUGGUGGUGGGCGUUUGAGACCAGAGUGAUUGAGCUGAGUAAUCGCUGGAGACGAAGUCGAGGGCAGCAAGGGAUCUUAGAUGAGUCGUUAGAAAUGUUAUCCGGCGAAUCUUGGCCACCUGCGGCAUAUCCCUCCACCAUUUCAUUUGAAGAUCAAUCAACGGUUCUCGUAAUUCAUAUUGGAGUCGAAAAAGUACUUCAAUAUCUUGUUAAGAUUCUAUAUGUUAGAGGUCUGAGUAGUUGUAUUUAG